UUGGUGUGUCUGUCUGUGUCUGGUGGUGCUGUUUUCGCUCUCUAACGCCCAGAACCUGGGAAGGGAGACUUGCGAUGCCCGGAGAUCUGAGGUGGAUGUAGAGGUCGCUUCAGCUGGAGCCCUGAUAGGUGGCAUAUUUAAGAUAAGGGACACCUUAACUGGUGGAUACACGUGUGGGACUCCACAUAAAGAACUGAUACAAGUGUACGAAGCAGCGAGAUUUGCAAUCCAGCGUAUUAAUGCACAAAAUAUUGUCCCGGGAAUCAGGCUUGGAAUGAAGGCCUAUGAUGAUUGCGGAAGUCCAUUUAUGGCCGUCCGAGCCGCACAGAAAUUUUAUCCGCAGUUCUCCAACACACAGCUGUCUUGUAGUGAUGGAUCCAAGCUUCAUCUAGGAAUCUUAGGUCCCCUAAACAGCAAUAUAGAAUCUGUAGCGAAAAUGACGUCAGAAAUACCAGCAUCCCAGAUUUCACCAAGAAUCAUUCAUCCGGAUCUGAGUGAUAAAUCCGAGUAUCCAUACUUCCUGAGAACUGGACGCAACUGGUUUUCAUUGGCCAGGGUGCUGACACAAGUCUUGAAGCAAAUGAACUGGACACGUGUCACAGUUGUCAACGUCAACACCGAUAUGGGAGAACUAGGAUAUAAAGAAUUUUCGCGAGAGGCUCUAAAGGAAGACAUCUGUAUAGCUGGCGUAAAGACCGUCUCUAUUGUCGCCACACAAGCCGACUACGAGAACGAACUCAGUGACCUUGGCAACGACGGGGUCAAUGUCGCCGUAUUUUUGGGACCAGGGGCUCAUGCCAUCAAAAUACUGAAGUCAAACAUCGGGAAACGCGUCCAGUGGGUUAUGGCAGAUAUGCUUAGAAUGGUCUCUCCGGAUCCACUGAGUACGCAUGCUCCCAACAGCAAAGGUGUAAUUUUUGCCCUACCAAAAGUUCGCCAAAUCACAGAAUUUGAAAAUUACUUUGUUACCUUGUCAGAGACGAGUCCUCCUGCAGACAACCCGUGGUUUCAAGACUGGUACAUGACACUAUACGACUGUAGGCUUUCUGGUAUUAACUAUGCCCCAUUUGCUACAAAACCUUUCUGCCCUGGAACUGUCACAAAGAGAUCCAUAUACAAACAGUUACCUUACGUGCAGUCUGCAAUAGAGGGAGUUUAUGCCUUCGCCAAAGCAUUAAGACAAGCCCAGAGGUCUCGCUGUGGGGACGGCUUUAAUGGUGUCUGUGACGGUCUGAGAGCGAUGUCGACUGCAGAUUUCCACAACGAUCUAAAGAGCAUAGACUUCACUUUCUCAAGCACUGAUGGCAUACCAAGUUUGGUAGGAAAGAGGGUCAAGUUUGAUGCAAAUGGUGACAUUAUGGAUCAAGAUUUCACGGUCUAUAACUACAACGAUAGAACUACAGCUCCUAAUUUUGCCUUUGAAGAGGUCGGAAGUUACGAAAAUAACGUUCUUACAUUGGACAAAACGAAAGUCCGAAUGUAUGAUGGUUCUGGUGUAUCAAGGGUUAUUACUUCCUCUUGUCCAGCCGAAGGAUGCAGUUACUGCGUUGUAGAACCCAACCCUUUUGAUUUCUACUACAACCCUGGAGAUAUCAAUAUAGGCGUGGCUCUGUCUGCACACCUUUCAGGAUCAGAAAGAUUUACGUGUGGAGAUGACAACCCUUAUGGUAUGGCACAAGCGCUUGCGAUACAAUAUGCUGUGGAGAAUCUAAGUAUCGACUUACCAGGGAUCCUCUCUGGGGUUAAGUUAGGAACAGUCAUGCUGGAUGCCUGCAAUAAUCCUGAUGCAGCUUCACUCUUCUUUAAUAAUUUACUCGGAAGUCGCAAAACGCUGAAAGAUAAGCAUGGACGUUAUGUUGAUCCUAAUUCUAUAAAGGCUCUCAUUGAGGGAUUCAAUAAUAACGGGGCAAUGUCAUUCUUAAAAAGUACUCAGAUGUAUGGACUGCCACAGAUUGGAACAGUUGCAUCUAGCUCAUUACUGGGGGAUAAAGUAAUGUAUCCACUCUUCAGUCGAACCGUUGAAAGUAACUAUAUCCAGUCUGUGGCUAUGGCAAAUUUCUUUGCAAAGAAGGGAUGGUAUUACUUUCAGACAGUUUAUAGCCCUUCUAUGCGUGAGGAUGUUGAAGUAUUAAAGAGAAUGACAGCUGACUUCCAAAUAUGCAUGGCUGCUGAAUACGAGAUGGGGAAAGACGGCACCGCAGCUCAGAUUUUGGAUAAGGUCAGAUCAAAUACAAAUGCAAGAGUCAUAGUUAUGUUUUUGGAGAAGGAAAGCAUCAGAGAGAUGCUUCUGACCAUUAGGGAUGCUUCAUGGAGUCAGCAGUUUGUCAUUGUUGGGGGUGAGACUUGGGGCAGCGAUAACUUGAAUGUACUGGGUUUGGAGAACGUUGCUAAUGGAGUAGUAUCGUUCCAGCCCCAAAUAGCCCAGACAUCAAACUUCCAGAACUGGAUAAAUCAAAAGCAGCCUAGAACAGCAAUGGACAUGCCUUGGUUCAAGGAACUGUACGAAAACGCAUUCCAGUGUUAUUUGGAUGCUUCCUCUAAAGGAAUGUUCACAAAUGAAUGUCCCAGGCAAAGCUCCGGAUUGUCCAACUCUGCCCUAUACGAAUUCUGGUAUCAGAUGACGACAUCAAUUAAUGCAAUUUACGUCACUGCCAAAGCUCUCGACGAAACUCUCAGGUAUUACUGUGGGCAGGGGUAUUCAGGGGUAUGUGUUGAGUAUCGUGCGGCAAAGGACUCCGAUGCAGUUCUACUCAAAAAUAUAAGAAACGCAUCAUUUAGUAUCAGUUCGUCAUAUCAGUUUGAUAUGCACAACGGAGAGCCCCUUUCAGGCAUUGAAAUAAUGAACUACAGACAAGGACAAAAAUAUAUUUCCGUAAGUACUAAUUAUUAUUACACCAUAGAUAUGCUUACCAGUAUAUGA
Molecule: messenger RNA, 2920 nt
Organism: Saccostrea cuccullata (small rock oyster)
Lineage: Eukaryota; Metazoa; Mollusca; Bivalvia; Ostreida; Ostreidae
Product: metabotropic glutamate receptor 3-like
Exons: 8
Biological process (GO): G protein-coupled glutamate receptor signaling pathway; regulation of synaptic transmission, glutamatergic
Cellular component (GO): plasma membrane
Molecular function (GO): adenylate cyclase inhibiting G protein-coupled glutamate receptor activity
Source: RefSeq, a predicted model, not a curated record